Lotus japonicus is the source of this 2053-nucleotide messenger RNA. RefSeq lists its product as uncharacterized. Lineage: Eukaryota; Viridiplantae; Streptophyta; Magnoliopsida; Fabales; Fabaceae. Gene Ontology annotation, cellular component: cytoplasm. The record is from RefSeq and is a predicted model, not a curated record. Bases 88 to 1761 code for a protein of 557 amino acids. Gene Ontology annotation, molecular function: GTP binding; ribosome binding. The transcript is spliced from 13 exons.
CAUAAUAAUCCUUCAGAAAUCAAAAAAUAGAAGAAGAAGAAGAAGAAAAAAAGAAAGAGUUCUGAAAAACAGAAAAGCUAAGCAGAGAUGAGCUUAUGCCCGUACGGUUCCGUCAUUCAACCACCGCCACUAACUCAACAACAACAACACCGCCACUAUCCAAUCCCUCUUCUUCGCCAUCCUUUACUAUGCCGCUCAACCCCUCUCUUUCUCACUCCCAAUCACACCCUCAUCUCCUCCACCACAACCACCACCACCUCCGUUCUGCACCGCGACCUCGGAGCUGAACUCGCCGCCCCUGACUCCAACGACGCCGUUUCAAACCCCGCAACUGAGUUGCUGGACGCACCACCGCAGCAGCAAAAUGAAGAAGAAGAACCAGCUCCGCAACCGCAAGUAACGAGGUUCAGAAAGAAGAAAGAAGAACAGCAAGACAACGGAGACACCUUCGAUAACCGUUACAAGCUCCGUAAUGGAAGGGAGGUUUUGGAAGAGAAAGCGUACCUUGUCGGCGUUGAGUGGAAGGGUGAUGAUGUUGAGGACUCUUUUGGUGUGCAAGAAUCUCUGAGUGAAUUGGCACAGUUAGCUGACACUGCUGGAUUGUUGGUUGUUGGCUCUACUCACCAGAAGCUUGCUUCUCCAAACCCUAGGACGUACAUUGGCUCCGGCAAGGUUUCUGAAAUUAAGAGUGCAAUUCAUGGGUUGGAUGUUGAAACUGUAAUCUUUGAUGAUGAGUUGUCAGCUGGGCAAUUGCGCAACUUGGAAAAGAUUUUUGGUGGAGAUGUGAGAGUUUGUGAUCGAACUGCUCUUAUCCUUGAUAUAUUCAAUCAGCGAGCAGCCACACAUGAAGCAUCUUUACAGGUUUCAUUAGCACAAAUGGAAUACCAACUUCCUCGUCUAACAAAAAUGUGGACUCAUCUUGAGCGUCAAGCAGGAGGAAAGGUCAAGGGUAUGGGUGAAAAACAAAUUGAAGUGGACAAACGUAUUUUGCGUAACCAAAUUGGUGUUCUCAAGAAAGAACUAGAAUCCGUCAGGAAACAUCGAAAGCAGUACCGUAACAGGCGUUUUUCAAUUCCUGUGCCAGUGGUAUCCUUGGUUGGUUACACAAAUGCUGGUAAGAGUACGCUUUUGAAUCAAUUAACUGGAGCAGAUGUUCUUGCCGAGGAUAAAUUAUUUGCAACUUUAGAUCCAACUACGAGGAGGGUACAGAUGAAGAAUGGAAAGGAGUUUCUCCUAACAGACACUGUUGGUUUUAUUCAGAAGUUGCCUACAACACUAGUUGCUGCCUUCAGAGCUACGCUGGAGGAGAUAUCAGAGUCAUCACUUUUGGUGCAUGUGGUUGAUAUCAGUCACCCCCUGGCUGAGCAACAGAUAAAUGCUGUGGACAAAGUUCUCUCAGAACUAGAUGUAUCACCAAUUCCAAGAUUGAUGGUCUGGAACAAGGUUGAUAAGGCUAGUGAUCCUCAGAAAAUCAGACUUGAUGCUGAAAAAAGAGAAGAUGUUAUAUGCAUAUCUGCUCUAACUGGCGAAGGGUUACAAGAAUUCUGUAAUGCAGUUCAAGACAAACUAAAGGACUCCAUGGUAUGGGUAGAGGCUUUGUUACCAUUUGAAAAUGGGGACCUUCUCAGCACCAUACACCAGGUUGGAAUGGUUGAGAAAACUGAAUAUACAGAGCAAGGGACAUAUAUCAAAGCUCAUGUGCCCCUACGUUUUGCAAGAUUGCUUACACCCAUGAGGCAAAUGUGUGUAUCACGACCUUAACAUAAGCAUAUAAAUUUUAUGUUACACUUCCAUAAUUAUUUGCCAUUAGGUAAUGUAGAAAAUGUAAUAUAGUUUUGCAUCAUUUAUGUUUGAAGUCAUGGGUGAGGGAAACGAGAAAUAGUAGCUUGCAGCAUAACAUGUCUCAUAAAGUUGUACAUAUAUGUAUGUAUGUAACCAUUGGAGUCAUUCUCAAGCCCUUGAAAAUGGAGACUCUAUUGAAGGAUGGCAAUGCGACUGCAGUUUGCCAUAACAUAUCUUUGCUUUGUCUUUAUACAAUAUUUAGUUAUUAACA